GGUAUUAUUUAUGUUUAGGUACUUCAAAAGUUAAGAUCGUCAUUAAUUAUCUUUAAAGUUGAAAUUGAAUAUUUUAAACAACUUGCAUCGAAGUUUAUAUCGAACGUUCAUGGAAAUAAGUUAGUUUCAGUUUAAUUCCAGUGUACAACUCGUCCAAAGCGAUAAUUUUAAAUUAUAGAAUAAAUAUGUGCGUAUGACAGUGUUGAACUUUUUGUUUACGUGGUUUGCGUAUUCAUAGCUACUGCAUACUGUUGAAGUAUAUAUUCAAUUUAAUUUACAACUUAUUAUCUUUAAACAAUGGCGACGGAUAAAACGAUAAACAGAAAUAAGCCCGGCACUGAGGUAGUUCAGUCAACUCUGUUGGUGUAUCAUUAAACCGUGUUACGUCGUUGCAAGAACAAAGCUAGUAAAAUAUUCAAGGGAAUAGCCUUAAACAUGUUGAAACAAAUGUUUUUCUUGUUCCGAUAUUAUCUGGAGAUGUUCAUUGACUUCCUAUUCUCCCUAUACUGGGAUGGACAUCGGAGGAGCAUUCCACCAUUGGAUAAGAAACAUUCUUUACUCAAAGAGAGUGCUGUGACUUUAGCCGCUAAAAUCAGGAACAAGGAAUUGAAGUCUAAAGAUCUGGUUGCAGUAUGCAUAGAAAGAAUCAAAUUGGUCAAUCCAUACUUGAAUGCUGUAACAGAUGAAAGGUUUGAAGAUGCCUUAAAAGAUGCAGAGGAAGUUGAUAAAAUGAUUGAAAAGGGCUUGUCUGAGGAAGAAUUUCAACAGAAACCGUUUUUGGGCGUACCAUUCACGGCGAAGGAGAGUCACGCAGUAUCCGGCAUGCUGCAUACUCUCGGCAUAGCAGCCCGCCGCGGAGUUCGCGUGGACUACGACGCGGAGUGCGUUCGCCUGCUGCGGGCGGCCGGCGCUAUACCCGUCGCCGUCACCAACGUGCCGGAAAUUAAUAAGUGGCAGGAGACGCGCAACAUGGUGUUCGGGCAGACGAACAACCCGUACCACUGCGGGCGCACCGUGGGCGGCUCCAGCGGGGGCGAGGCGGCGCUCGCCGCCGCGCUCGCCAGCCCCAUCUCGCUGUGUUCUGAUAUCGGUGGAUCCACGAGAAUGCCGGCCUUCUACUGCGGCCUGUUCGGUCUGAACCCCACUGCGGGGCACACAAGCCUCAAAGGAUCGGUUCUACGCAACGGAACGGAUCCAACGAUGGCCUCCAUCGGGUUCGCGAGCAAGCACCUGCAGGACCUGGUGCCGCUCACCAAGAUCGUGGCUGGUGACAAGGCGCACCUGCUGGAGCUGGACAGGCCAGUGGAUGUGAAGAAAAUUAAAUACUACUACGUUGAGAGUUCGAAGGACAUACGCAUUAGUCCCAUCUGCUCCGACCUAAGGAAGGCGAUGAAAAGGGUAGUUUCCCGGCUAUCGGACGAAACGACCGGCGACUCGUCUCCCCGCCGCUACUACCACGCCGGCUUCAACUAUAUGUUCGCGCUGUGGAAGCACGCGAUGACCAAAGAGACGGAGUCGUUUUCGAGAAUGCUGACCAACAACACGGGCGAGGUGAACGGCAUCUGUGAGCUGGGGAAGAAGCUAAUCGGGCAAUCGCCCUACACGCUAGCAGCUAUAUUGAAGCUAAUCGACGACCAGGUGCUGCCGGCCGUCGACAGAGAGUGGGCUGAGAAACUUACCGAGGAACUGAAGACUGAUUUACUGAAUACUCUGGGCACGGAUGGGGUAUUACUGUUCCCGUCUGCCCCUAGCCCCGCGCCCUACCACUACAGCCUGUACUUGCGGCCGUUUAACUUUGCCUAUUGGGGCAUUUUCAAUGUUCUGCACAUGCCCUCGAUUCAGGUGCCGCUGGGUCUGAGCGCGGACGGCGUGCCGCUGGGCGUGCAGGUGGCGACGGCGCCACGCCGCGACGCGCUGUGCGUGGCCGCCGCCGCGCGCCUCGCCGACAUGUUCGGGGGCUACGUGCCGCCCUGUACGCUACACUGAUUCUACGUGUUUUUGUAUUAAUAUUAAUUAAGCAUAUAUGCUAAAUAAAAAUGGGAAAAACAAUGCGAAUGUUAAUUAUUUAGAACCAAUUUGGACAAUAAUUAAUUGUAUAUAUCUUAAUGAUUUAUUAUCAAUGAAAAUUAAAUUAUUUAAGACAAAAUUCUCGAAAUAAAUUGUUAUAGAUAUCUCAUAUGUAUUUAAUAACUGUUGAGUUUAGGUUUUUAUCUGUAACAGUGUGCUAGAUAUGCAUUUAUUUAAUUUAAUGCGCUUUUGUAUGUAUUAUAUUUUGUUGUUAGUGUUUAUUCUGUAACAAAUUAUCAGAAAACAUUUUGUAUGCCAGAGUAUCUUAUAAUCUAUAUCUAAGGUAUAUGAUAUGUUGAGAAUACUGUGAUUUCAAAGACUAAAAUUUUACACUGUAAUAUAAUAUUGAGGUGGUGGUAAGGUGCAAUAAAUAUUCUAUUUUCGAAUAA
Molecule: messenger RNA, 2456 nt
Organism: Zerene cesonia (dogface butterfly)
Lineage: Eukaryota; Metazoa; Arthropoda; Insecta; Lepidoptera; Pieridae
Product: fatty-acid amide hydrolase 2-like
Exons: 12
Coding region: 436-1986 (516 amino acids)
Source: RefSeq, a predicted model, not a curated record